AUGCUGUCUUUUUUCAUUAGAGUUUUCUACAACAUUUUAUAUUAUUUCAUUACUUCUACGGCUUUUGCAUACUCAGUUAUUGCAUUUCUCUGUUACUUUGUGUAUCAGUCCCAAACAAACAAAACAACAGAUACUCCUAAUGAUGUUGAAUCCCUUAUAAAUUACAUCAAUAAUUUCAGCAUUGACCAGUGCAAACCUCAUGGCAACCAUGGCUAUAAGCGAGUGCUCCUGCAGCUGUUUGGUUACAGCGGACAUGGCAAGUCGUCCUUUAUCAACACCUGUAAGUACGUCCUGCAUGGGGGAAAGUAUCACGUUUAUGCCGAUGCUGCUAGUUCAGAUGGAGGGAGCACCAAGUGCAGAAUAUCGUACCCACUCACAAGAAAUAUCACCAUGGUUGAUAACAGAGGGUGUCCAGUGAUGAGCAAUCAAGAGACGGGGGAAAUCUAUGCUCAGCUUGGUAAUUUGCUGCCAUUGGACAAAGAGGUAAAGUGGCACACUAAUACAACAGACACAAUUUGCCGGCUGUUGGAUGAAGAAAGUGAAAACGACUCUGAUUUUGUGAUUCCUAUUUUUGUAUACAGUGCCAAACGUAAGCCUGUCGAAACAGAAAUAGCUUUAGUAGAAACAUUGCUGGAAAAUGCCAAGAAGCUAACAGGAAUCAUUCCCUUUGUUGUUCUCACACAUCAAUCUCAUACAAAUCGGAAGGCAGUUGAAAAAUGUUUUGAAAACAUGGGAAGAAGUAAAAUGUUUAAGGUGGAAAACUACACAGCAGAAGAUCACUCAAAAAUCAGAGAAACAGAUGAGGCUGUCCUAAAGUUUCUGUAUGAAACACUGAAGGAUGCCAAAUACCAACUGACAAAGGAAAGGGACCCCAAGAAGGAAAAAUCUGAGCGCAAAAAAUUUGUCUAUACAUUUCUGUUAACCAGUGGUAUUGAAGAGGAAAAGGCAAAUAAUGUCUAUAAAUUGCUGUUAACCAGAGGUAUUAAAGAGGAGAAGAAAGAAAUAGAUACGGACAACAACGAACCUCCAAAAUCAGGAUGUUAUGUGAUGUGAUGUUUUAUUGUCACUUUACACCAUUGUUUCUCAACCUGUGAUACUUGUAGCCUGUGGGCACCUGGAGCUUAGGUAAAGGGUACUCAGUGACUUGCUAGUUUAUUAUUUUAUGCCUCUCUUUUUUCAGCAUAAUAAUAUUCACAUGUUGUAGUAGGUGGUACUCAGGGCAGCAUUGUGUGCUUUUAGAAUCACUUGCAACAAAAAAAGGUUAAGAAACACUGGUUUACAUAAUACAGAUUUAUUUUUUUCAUACUUGCUAAAGAGCAGCAUCCUUUUUUAGUAUUAACAACUUCCGAUGAUAUCACUGUGCAAAUUAUCCUGUAAUGCCUACCAAACUGCCUGCACAAAGAUGACAAAUACAAAGGGAUGAUUAAAAAAAUGUAAAUUAAAAAAGGGAGAGGAACGGUUUUAACGGUAUGAAACAAAUGGAAAAAAAUAACCAAAAACUUGUGAUUUUAAUAUGAGCAAUAAGUUCUUCCUGCCUAACUAAUGUGUGUGCGUGUUUGUAUUUAUGUACAGUAUAUAUGUAGGUAUGUGUAUAUGUGUGUGUGUAUGUAUAUGUCUGUGUAUGUGUGUGUUUGUGUAUAUGUGUAGUGAUAUGUGUGUGUGUGUGUAUGUGUGUGUGCGUAUAUGUGUGUGUAUGUAUAUGUCUGUGUAUGUGUGUGUUUGUGUAUAUGUGUAGUGGUAUGUGUGUGUGUGUGUAUGUUUGUAUGUAUGUGUAUAUGUGUGUGUGUAUGUAUAUGUCUGUGUAUGUGUGUGUUUGUGUAUAUGUGUAGUGAUAUGUGUGUGUGUGUGUAUGUGUGUGUGCGUAUAUGUGUGUGUAUGUAUAUGUCUGUGUAUGUGUGUGUUUGUGUAUAUGUGUAGUGGUAUGUGUGUGUGUGUGUAUGUUUGUAUGUAUGUGUAUAUGUGUGUGUGUAUGUAUAUGUCUGUGUAUGUGUGUGUUUGUGUAUAUGUGUAGUGGUAUGUGUGUGUAUGUUUGUAUGUAUGUAUGUAUGUGUAUAUGUGUGUGUGUAUGUAUAAGUCUGUGUAUGUGUGUGUUUGUGU
Molecule: messenger RNA, 2097 nt
Organism: Bombina bombina (fire-bellied toad)
Lineage: Eukaryota; Metazoa; Chordata; Amphibia; Anura; Bombinatoridae
Exons: 4
Coding region: 1-1053 (350 amino acids)
Source: RefSeq, a predicted model, not a curated record